Molecule: messenger RNA, 1157 nt
Organism: Juglans microcarpa x Juglans regia
Lineage: Eukaryota; Viridiplantae; Streptophyta; Magnoliopsida; Fagales; Juglandaceae
Product: probable glutathione peroxidase 2
Exons: 7
Coding region: 347-949 (200 amino acids)
Biological process (GO): response to oxidative stress
Cellular component (GO): cytosol
Molecular function (GO): glutathione peroxidase activity
Source: RefSeq, a predicted model, not a curated record
UUUCUGCUUCCUCGCUCUCUGAAUUGACCAGUGUUUCUCGCGAUGAUUCUGGGAUCUGUCAGCUUGUGAUACUUACGUGGUCUCUUUUGGUUUUUCUAUGCCUAACAUAUCCGUCACAUUAAUUUCGCCCACCAACUUUACAUCCUUACCUGCCGGCCCAUAUCGCUUAAAAUAUUAUUUGUUUACGUAAGUAGAACAAAAAUGUCAACAUUGCAUUUAAAACCUCGUAAGUUUUCUUAACUGCCUUUGAAUCAUGUAUUUUCAAUGAUUCAAUUAAAAAAAAAUAAACAAAUAUUUUCAAUGAUAUUGGAUAUGUAAGGAAGGUACUGCCUAUAUUGUAGACUAAAUGCAAUCGUUGAAAUUCAGCAACUCGGUCUCUGUUUUAUUUCUGGGUGUUGCUUUCUUGUACUUCUUCGGAAACCCUGCUCCUUCUCCUUCUGAGAGUAUGGCUGAAGAUUCUUCCAAAUCUAUAUACGAUUUUACGGUUAAGGAUAUCCGUGGAAAUGAUGUAAGCUUGAGUGAAUACAAUGGGAAGGCUCUCUUGAUUAUCAACGUUGCUUCGAAAUGUGGUUUAACACAAACAAACUACAAGGAGUUAAACGUGUUAUAUGAAAAGUACAAAAGCCAAGGGUUUGAGAUCUUGGCAUUUCCUUGCAACCAGUUUGCAGGACAAGAACCAGGAAGCAAUGAGGAAAUUCAGGAAGUUGUGUGCACGAUGUUUAAAGCUGAAUUCCCAAUUUUUGAUAAGAUUGAAGUGAACGGGAAGAAUGCAGCACCCCUUUACAAGUUCCUCAAAUCCCAGAAAGGGGGGAUAUUUGGAGAUGGCAUAAAAUGGAACUUCACAAAGUUUCUGGUGAACAAAGAAGGAAAGGUUGUGGAGAGAUAUGCGCCAACCACAUCACCUCUUAAAAUUGAGAAAGACAUACAGAAGCUAUUGGAAUCAUCUUAAGUACCAAGGCAUUGGCAUAACGAUGUGGUUGUUCCUUGGGAGUACAUACAUCAGAAGAAUGCAUUAUGGUUGUGUUGGUGAAUUAUAAGUUUAUAUAAUAUACUACUUGAAUAAUCAGUUGAGAUUGUGUCACUGUUGUCCUUGAAAUUAUAAGUUUAGUGGUUGGAUGCUGCCUAGAAUAAAAAGACAUCCAGAAUAGUUCUGCUUA